CGCCUUCCGCCGCCGAUGACCACCGCGAAGAAGCUUCGGCACCGCCUCUCGGAGAUUUUCUUCCCCGACGAUCCACUCCAUAAGUUUAAGGAUCAGACGGCGUCUAGAAAGUUCAUUUUAGGCCUUCAGUUUUUCCUCCCCAUUUUACAAUGGGCGCCACAUUAUACUCUCAAGCUGCUCAAAUCCGACGUCGUUUCCGGCCUCACGAUUGCCAGCCUCGCAAUUCCGCAGGGUAUUAGCUAUGCAAAGUUGGCGAAUCUUCCACCAAUAAUCGGACUCUAUUCAAGUUUUGUACCUCCAUUGAUAUACUCUGUUCUCGGGAGUUCUAGACAUCUCGCGGUGGGCCCUGUCUCGAUUGCGUCUCUUGUAAUGGGAACAAUGCUCCACGAAGCUGCCUCCCCGGAAGAGCAACCGGCUCUCUACCUUCAGCUAGCUUUCACAGCAACAUUCUUCGCAGGGCUGUUCCAGGCUUCGUUAGGCUUUCUAAGAUUAGGAUUUGUCAUCGACUUUUUGUCAAAGGCAACUCUAGUCGGAUUUAUGGCUGGUGCUGCAGUCAUUGUUGCGUUGCAACAGCUGAAAGGCCUCCUUGGGAUAGUUCAUUUCACGAGCAAGAUGCAAAUGAACGCAGUUUUAUCUUCUGUCUUUACUCAUAAAGAUGAGUGGUCAUGGCAGACAAUAGUCAUGGGAGUCUGUUUUCUGAUUGUAUUACUUGUCACCAGGCAUAUUAGCAUGAGAAAUCCGAAACUGUUUUGGAUUUCAGCAGCUGCACCAUUAACAUCAGUUAUUCUGUCUACUGCUCUAGUAGCAUGCCUCAAAUCAAAGCUUCCUGACAUCCAAACUAUAGGGAAAUUGCCCAAGGGUGUAAAUCCGGCAUCAGUCAACAUGUUGUUCUUCAGCGGGCGUUAUAUAGGCCUUGCAAUCAAAACUGGUCUCAUCACCGGCAUACUUUCUCUAACAGAAGGGAUUGCAGUCGGAAGGACAUUUGCAACGCUAAAAAACUACCAAGUCGAUGGAAACAAAGAAAUGAUGGCCAUUGGCCUAAUGAACAUGUCUGGUUCUUGCGCUUCGUGUUAUGUCACCACAGGAUCAUUUUCGCGUUCAGCAGUGAACUACAAUGCUGGAGCACAGACUGUGGUGUCGAACAUUGUGAUGGCUGCAACUGUGCUGAUAACUCUGCUGUUUCUGAUGCCACUGUUUCGUUACACCCCAAACCUGAUCCUUGCAGCAAUCAUCAUAACCGCUGUGAUUGGCCUAAUUGACUACAAAGGCGCCUAUGAGCUUUGGAAAGUAGACAAACUUGAUUUCUUGGCUGCAAUGUGCUCAUUUUUUGGAGUUCUGUUCAUCUCAGUGCCUCUUGGCCUUGCUAUAGCAGUUGGGAUAUCGGUGUUCAAGAUUCUGCUGCAUGUCACUAGGCCUAACACAGUGCCUUUAGGCAACAUUCCAGGGACUCGAGUGUAUCAGAGCCUCUACAGAUACAAAGAGGCCAUGAGGAUCCCGUCAUUUUUCAUCCUCGCAGUGGAGGCGCCUAUCUACUUCGCCAAUUCUACCUACUUGCAAGAACGGAUUUUGAGAUGGAUUCGUGAAGAGGAAGAAUGGCUGGCAUCAAACAGCAGCAACAACUUGAAAUGUGUGAUUCUUGAUAUGACCGCCGUGACAGGAAUAGACACGAGUGGGAUUGAUCUGAUCACAGAGCUCCGGAGGGUACUCAAUCAACGAUCACUCAAACUCGUGCUGGUGAACCCGGUCGGAAGUGUGAUGGAGAAACUGCACCUUUCCAAUAUCUUGGACUCGCUCGGGUUGGAAGGGCUCUAUUUAACGGUUGGGGAAGCGGUUGCGGACAUUUCUUCUUCAUGGAAGGCUCGACCUUGAAAAAUGAUCACUGUGAUUUAAAAUCUGUGUUUGCUUCAG
This is a messenger RNA of Salvia splendens (bonfire salvia), 1908 nucleotides long. RefSeq names its product probable sulfate transporter 3.4. Gene Ontology annotation, molecular function: secondary active sulfate transmembrane transporter activity. Gene Ontology annotation, biological process: sulfate transmembrane transport. Gene Ontology annotation, cellular component: membrane. The transcript is spliced from 13 exons. The coding region runs from base 16 to 1869 and encodes 617 amino acids. Lineage: Eukaryota; Viridiplantae; Streptophyta; Magnoliopsida; Lamiales; Lamiaceae. The record is from RefSeq and is a predicted model, not a curated record.